UGAUCAUCAGCCGUGGCAAUGUCUGAAGCGAGAUAUUCAUUUCUGGGCCUCGAGAGGCUUCACGUGUUCGUGACCGGCGCAGGUGGUGGGAUCGGUGGUGCAGCUGUCAAAGAAUUUCUUGCCUUGGGGUGCCGUGUCACAGGGUUCGAUAAGAGGGCUAUCGAGAGCUCGAGACUAUGUUCGAGCCCGGAAGAGCAGUCCAGAUUCAAUACCGUGCAAGGUGAUCUGACUGUUGAGGAGUCUAUUGCUGCUUCUUUCCGGUCUGCAGUCGACAGGUUUGGCCCAGUGAACAUUCUCGUGGCCAACGCAGGGAUUACCGAUGAAAGUGCUCAUCCGCCAAUCUGGGAGGUCGAUGCCGCGCUUUGGGAUAAGGUGAACACCAACAAUGUCAGGGGCACAUUUUUGACUGUCAAGCACUUCUUACGCUCGGUAAAACAAGCCCAAGAAAAGCAGGGCGGCGAACUUGACAACGUCGCUAUUGUCAUCACAGGCUCGGAGACCGGCAAGUUUGGUCAGGAAGGACACUCGGAGUAUGCCUCGGGAAAAGCAGGUCUGCAAUAUGGCCUUGUCCGAACAGUCAAGAACGAGAUUGUCAGGUUGAACUCGAAAGCUCGCAUCAACGCCGUAGCGCCUGGUUGGGUCAAUACUUCACUCAUUGGGGAUCGCCUUGACGAUCCCAAGGAGAUGUGGUCUGAAUGCCAGGCAACGGUUGCUCUCCGAAAAAUCUCAGAGCCCGAGGAUGUGGCGCGAGCAAUGGCAUUUUUAGCCAGCCAUCGGGCUGCAGGCAACAUAUCUGGAGAAUGUGUCUCCGUAGAUGGCGGUAUGGAAGGCAGGCUCAUUUGGCGGGAGGAGCAGGUACUCGGUUCAGGCUCCAAGCCUGGCAGUAGCGGAAGCGCGAUUCAGACGACGACUAUUCCUACGUCUUUGAGUCCGCCAAAGAGACAGCGGCGUUUGCGAAUCUGUCUGUCUGUUGAUUUUGACGCCAUCUCAGGAUACCUGGGCACCGGUCAUGACCCCAACAACACGCUUGCCGACUACUCGGCGGGUGUUUUCAGCGCCAAUGUCGGUGUUGGCAGACUGCUGGGUUUGUUCAAGAAACACGGGAUCUCUGACAAGCUCACCUGGUUCGUGCCCGGUCACAGUCUGGAGACAUUCCCAACCCAGGCACAGGAGAUAGUGCAGAGUGGUGCGGAACUUGGACUGCAUGGGUACAGUCACGAAGGGGCCUAUGCCAUGACCGUUGAACAAGAAAAAGAUGUGCUCGAAAAGUGCAUCGAGAUCAUCACGAAACUGAAGGGGGGAAAGCGACCGGUGGGAUAUCGGGCACCGUUAUAUCAAAUUCGCGAGACCACGGUACGGCUACUGCAGGAUCACGACUUUCUGUAUGAUAGCAGCAUGAACGCACAUGACGCACUCCCUUACUUCCUGCCUAAGCCAUUCCCCGAUGAGCCACCGCAUGUGCCUGAUUACAGCAAAGAUGCCAAAAGCUGGAUGGUACCAACGCCUGUUCCACAACAGCCUGAGGCAGGUUCGGCAGAAGCAGAGAGAGCGCUUGUUGAGAUUCCAGGAAGCUGGUAUACCGAGGACAUGACACCGCUUGGAUUCUACCCGUAUGCAGCCAACACGCAAGGCUACAUUAGCGUCGAUGUAGUCGAAAAGAUGUGGAUUGAUCGAUUCAACUGGAUCUGGGAGAACGAAAGCUGGUUGGACGAGGGUCCUGGCAAAGGAUAUGGAUCCGUCUAUCCGAUGAUCUGGCAUCCGGAAUCAGCUGGACGUGCACACAUUGUCGGCAUGAUUGAUCAAUUUAUUUCCAAGCUGGUGGUACGAAUGAAAGAAGCCGGCGAAGGAGAGAUUACCUUUGAGCCCAUGGAAAGUGUGGCUCGAAGCUGGAAACAACGAACAUGA
This is a messenger RNA of Exophiala oligosperma, 1905 nucleotides long. RefSeq lists its product as uncharacterized. Gene Ontology annotation, molecular function: hydrolase activity, acting on carbon-nitrogen (but not peptide) bonds. Gene Ontology annotation, biological process: carbohydrate metabolic process. The record is from RefSeq and is a predicted model, not a curated record. Lineage: Eukaryota; Fungi; Ascomycota; Eurotiomycetes; Chaetothyriales; Herpotrichiellaceae. The transcript is spliced from 6 exons. Bases 19 to 1905 code for a protein of 628 amino acids.